UUCUAAGGGUGAAUAUUGAUAACUUAUUUGCGUAUUAAACUUAGGAAAUUUACGGUGGGGAAAAGGUGGAAUAAUAAGAGUAACAACUUGAACAUAAUGACAGCUUGUGGGUGCAUCAUAUUGAUGCAAAUCUUCAUUGUCGUUGUUGCGGUUUUUGGGCAGUUUCUGUUCUACAAACAAGGUACGGAUAUUCAAAAUGACAUAAAGACUCGGCAGUUUAAAUCCGACUCGCAAGAUACUGAUAUUCAGCAACAAAUAAACAAACUGAUAGGAACAAAUAAACUACUUUCUCAGCGUGUAAAUCAGACAAGUGCAGAAGUAGAUGAACUUAAGUCAGACUUUCAUAUUAAUUUUGACAAUUUCAAUAGCACUCAAGAGUCUUUAAACAAAGUAGUUGGAAAGCUACAAGGUAUAAGUGUUAUUGCAGAAAAGGCACAGGCAACGAAUGAGCAAUUAAACGCUAAACUGAAACUCCUUGAAAAACACCAUUUAAACAAAAGUACGAUCUUGAAAAAGGAUUUGUCUGAUAUACGUGCAACUGUUUCAAACACAACAAAUGCUAUUGCGCUGUUGUCUAAACAUGUUCAGCAUAUUGGUACGGAAACAAAUGAGCUGAAAUUGCUUCUUAACGAAAAUGAAGAUAAAUUCAAGGAAAUGCGAGAGUUAUUGAGAGAGGUGGACGGAAGGGUACAAGUUGUUAGAAGCAUUGCAGCAAAAGCACAAGAAAUGAAUGAUCAAUCAAACACUAAGCUGAAACUGAUGGAAGAACAUCUAUUUAACAAAGAUGCACUGACAGCUGCUAUCCUGAUUUUAUUCUCUUUAAUAAUUGGACUCUUGAUGUACAUGUUGAAUCUAAGAUCUGCUGUAGAACAGAUGCGGGAAAACACAAAUUAUUUGUAUCCCAAAUGAAUCAGCCACAAAUCAUUUGUUUCUAAAAUUUGGCAAACUACUAUCGAAUUAUAUUACAUUUUGCGAGAAAACAUGAUAUCUUUCAAAAAAGAAGGAACAUAUUAUACUUUAGUACAUACACAUUUGAUGCCAUAAAAUAUCACUGUGUCAUUACUUCAAAUAAUCUAAUGUCAAAUACCUUUCAAUUGCACACUGUUUAACAUGUAGAUGAUGAAAUGACACUGCAUGGAGAAAAUGUAUAUACAUGUAGUAAGUGAUGUCUGUGGUGAUUAUUGCAUUGUUUCUGUGUGUUGUGUUAUGUGUUAUCUGAUAGAGGUACAUAUAUUUAACACUAUAUGUGAACUCAUUGCGUUGACCAUGAAUGUUAAACAUACGUACUUAUGUAUGAGACAGAUGCAUCUUAUAAUUGAUUCCAAAAUGAUUUUUACACCACUCGUACCUUUCCCGUUUUUAUUCCAAAGCUAGACAAUUGAUUAUGUAUGAUAACUAGUAACUGAAGUGUUUUAAAUCAUGAACCAAUUUCAAAGCUUUUCUCAAAAAAUAAACAAAUCAAAUACUUACAAUCACUAAAGUACUUGAAUUCUGCUUCCCUAGUACGAGGUAAAAUGCUUAUUAUCAUUUUAUUGAUUUUACAGAUAUUUCCUUUAUGAACGAUUUUACACUUUUAACACUUGUUUUAUUAACAGGUUUUAGUGUUUUGUUUAUUCAAUUGUAUGUUUUGUGAAGUCUUAUACAAACCUGGCAUAUAUAUGUAUUAUAAAUAAACUUCAAUCAUCACUUUAAAUGUACGUAUUGGUUUGUAAUACAGGUGAGUCAGCUGGCCAAAAGUGGGAUAUACUGUUCGAAAUCGUGUAUUGUAAGAAAAAGCACUAGCAGUUAAACAUCAACGUUAUGUUUAACGGAUUACACGGUCUCAAUCGGUCAAACAUUUUUGAACAGCGUCUACAACCACUUCUUACAAAUCCUUGAUAGUUUUCAUCAGACAUGUACAUUCAACAAAUCAUCUAGAAAUCGCUACAACACAGAGAUAUGAUUUUACUUUUAAUUAUCAAUAAGCAAUCAUUUAAAUUCUAAUACUUUUUUCAAUUUAAACAAAAUUACAAUUUAAUGACCAAAAAACGACGUCCAUAUUGAUUAAAAUGUUUUAAUCCUUUAUAUAAGCAAAUGACGGGACGCAAGUGCUUGUUUUAUGUUGUUUUGCAUUUUGCAUCUUUUCUUGUUUUAAAAUGUUUUUUUGUAAAUUCAUGUUUCUUCAGUAAUAGCGUUUUGCUUUUUUAUCAGUUGUGCUUGAAAUGUGUUAGCGUAUUUUUUUUUAUUUAUUGCCAAUAAAUAUUCAUAUCGCGAGUAUUGUAAAUGCCGCGUCAAUAAAAACUG
This is a messenger RNA of Mya arenaria, 2283 nucleotides long. RefSeq names its product cingulin-like. Bases 97 to 909 code for a protein of 270 amino acids. The record is from RefSeq and is a predicted model, not a curated record. The transcript is spliced from 3 exons. Lineage: Eukaryota; Metazoa; Mollusca; Bivalvia; Myida; Myidae.